Molecule: messenger RNA, 9520 nt
Organism: Pomacea canaliculata
Lineage: Eukaryota; Metazoa; Mollusca; Gastropoda; Architaenioglossa; Ampullariidae
Product: dedicator of cytokinesis protein 1-like
Biological process (GO): small GTPase-mediated signal transduction; cell migration
Cellular component (GO): cytoplasm; plasma membrane
Molecular function (GO): small GTPase binding; guanyl-nucleotide exchange factor activity
Source: RefSeq, a predicted model, not a curated record
AUACAGGAAACUCAGAGUAUCACGUGAUCAUCGAUGGCAGCAGCAGGAAAGGUCUGCAGAAGGGAUGGAACUGUUCUGAAAUAAGACACCAUCAAGAUUUUAGACAGAACGAAAAGAACAAUGACAGUGUGGAAAACAACCGACAGCAGGACUAAGCUUGGUGUUGUCAUCUACAAUUACACUGCUGAUGGACAGUACCAGCUUUCACUUGAUGUUGGUGACACUGUCCACAUUCUUGAAGAAACCACAGACUGGUUUCGAGGAUACACAACAAAGAAUAAAGCUCAAAAAGGCAUUUUCCCCAGGAGCUACAUUCAUCUGAAGGAGGCCACUGUGCAUAUCAGUGGAUCUGUGGAAACUAUUACAUGCAAAGAGCCACUUCUAGUUCAGGAAGUCACAUCAGUCCUGAAAGAAUGGCAUGCCAUCUGGAAACAGCUCUUUGUUGACAAAAGCCCAGAGGUCAACAAAGUGAAGAAAAUGAUACUGGAUUUGAUGGACUGGCGAAGCAAACUUCUCACUCGCAAAUAUGUAGUGGAUGAACAAAGAGCUAUCCAGCAACAAGUCACAAAUCUUAUUGACAGUGGCAAUGCGUUGUUGGGUCUGGACUUGAUUGUGCGAGAUGAUCAGGGAAAUGUUUUGGACCCCACUAAACACAGUACUAUUGAAAUCUAUAAAAGACACGUAGAUGCAGGUGAAAGAGUCAGAAAGCGAUCAAGUCAUCUUGACACCGAAACAGAGACCAGACCUACAUGGCCAUCCAGUUUUAAUCUGUUUGUUAUGCUGCGCAAUUUUGUUUGCAAGAUUGGGGAAGAUGCUGAUAUUCUCAUGAACCUCUUUGAUGCAAGGGAGGGCAAAUUCAUCAGUGAGAAUUACCUGGUGAAGUGGAGCAAACAGGGACUACCAAAAGAUAUUGACAUGCUUAAUAACUUCAGAGUUGUAUUUACAGACCUUGGAUCAAAAGACAGAAUGAGAGAGAGAGUAUUUCUAGUCUUCCAGGUUGUGCGAAUAGGUGUGAUGGACUCACGCAAUGUUGAAAACAAGAAACUAACACAGGGUAUUCGCAGACCAUUGGGAGUCGCAGCAAUGGAUAUAUCUGAAAUAAUACAAGGAAACAAAGAUACAAAGGAUGAAGAACAAUAUUUCAUUCCAUUCCAACAUUGUGGUCAAGGUGAAUUCAUGGACACAGUUAUCAAAAAAGUAAUAAAUGCCAGGGAAAUAAACCACAGAGGUCAGGGCCUUUGGGUGUCCCUUAAAGUUCUACCUGGUGAUCUCAGACAGGUUCAGGAGGAGCAGAUUCACCUGGUGCUGCCUGGUACAGCUGUUGCUAGGAAGAUGGGGUUCCCUGAGGUCAUCAUGCCAGGUGAUGUCAGAAAUGACAUAUAUAUUACUCUGAUGAAUGGAGAGUUUAACAAAGGGCACAAGACAACAGACAGGAAUGUAGAGGUUGCCAUGAUGGUUUGUAAUGGAAGAGGAGAGGUGCUUAAAAAUGUGAUAGGCCAUGGUUGUGGAGAUGGAACUAUGACAGAGUACAAGUCAAUGGUAUAUUACCAUGAGGACAAGCCAAAAUGGUUUGAGACAGUUAAGAUUGCCAUUUCCACUGAAGUAGAGUUUAAAGGAUUACAUGUCAAGUUUGUCUUCAGGCAUAAAGCUUCAAAUGAAGCAAAAGAUAAACUGGAGAAACCAUUUGCAAUGUCCUAUGUGCACCUCAUGAAUGGGAAUGGAACAACAAUUGAAGACAAAGUACAUGAACUUCUGGCUUUCAAGAUUGAAGGCAAGAAACAUGAUGACUCCCCUGCCUAUCUAAAGUUGCCAUCAACCAGACAGCAGCUGGAGGAGAGAGGUUUGCCCACAGGAAAUAAGAGUGUACUGCAAGAAGGACCAUACUCACUGACUCCUAACUCUAAAGAUGUUUUGUAUAUCCAAUCAUUUGUUUGCUCCACAAAGCUCACCCACAAUGUGGACUUGCUGGGCCUCCUUAAGUGGCAGGAAGUGUUAAAUGCUAGAUCAGCAUUGGAAUGUCAUCUGAAGCACCUCAUGAGGGAAGAAGGUGAAGAGAUUGUCAAGUUCCUUCAAGAUUUGCUGGAUUCGCUGUUCAACAUCUUGCUGCAGAAUAAAAACAAUGAACUGUGUGACAACCUCGUCUUUGAUGCCCUGGUCUACAUUAUUGCUCUGAUCUCAGACCGCAAGUAUCACCAGUUUCGUCCUGUGCUUGAUGCCUACAUACAAACAACAUUCAGCUUCCCUAUUGCUUACAACAAACUGAUUGUAAUCCUGAAAGACUAUGUAGAUCAUGCUAAUGAGAAGACUAACACAGACUCCUUGCUCAAGGCCAUCAAGUCCUUGGAAUACAUCUUUAAAAUCAUCAUUCGGUCGAGAUGUCUGUUUGCCAUAAUCAAGGAGGGCCAGGGCCAGCAGCAGUUUGAAAUCUCACUGAAGCAGCUUCUGACAUCCAUCAACAACAUGAUGGAACAUAAAACAGACCACACGCUAGCAGUGCAGGGAGCAGCUCUCAAGUUCAUCAGCUUCAUUAUUGGUGAUGUCAUGAGGGUUUUUGACCCUGUGGAACUCAGUAAACUGAUGGUGGAGUUCAUUGAAAAAGUGCCUAAGGAUCGCCUCAUCAAAACCAAAAUGUUGUGCAUUGACCAGAUAAUUCAGACAGAACUCUUUAAACUUCCUGCCUGUCGUGCUGUACUCUUGCCGGCUAUGUUGGAGCAUACUCGCGUGCUCAUGGAAGCCAAAGAUGAGAUGGAGAGCUGCAUCAUGGUCCUGAGUCACAUUGUAGACCAGCUAUGGAGUCCAGACUUUGGCCCAGUGGAGGCAGAUGUCACAGCACUGAUGAGGUCAGUUCUUCGCACUGUCAUCCAGUCUGUCAUCAGCAUUGAUCGAACGUCAAAGUUGGUGACAAAACGAAGACUUGAGCAAUUCUUUGGACAACAGCCCCCUCCAAGUAUAUCCAAUAGGUCCCUGAAUGAGAACUGUGUGGCUGUCAUGAUAUCCUUGCUGCGUCAGAUGACUGAGGCGCACUACCAGGAGUACAUAAAUAGCUUUGUGACACCUUUUGACUUGCUCGACUUCAUGAUGGAGAUACUGAUGGUCUUCCGGGACCUGGUGGGCAGGAGUGUCUAUCCUGGUGAUUGGCUGGAAAUGAUAAUGCUUCAAAACAGUGUGAUUCUAAGGGCUCUGAAGUUUUUUGCUGUCACCAUUCAUGAAAAGUUCUCCAAUCCCUUUGAGCAGCAGCUGUGGAACAACUUUUUCCACUGUGCAAUAUCUUUCCUGACACAAGAACCCCUUCAGCUAGACAAUUUCUCGGUAUCCAAGCGCAAUAAAAUCAUCCUCAGGUAUAAAGAUAUGCGCAGGGAAGCAGCCUUUGAAAUCAGAGCUAUGUGGUUUAAACUUGGUCCAAAUAAAAUCAGGUUUAUACCUGAACUAGUGGGGCCAUUCUUGGAGAUGACUCUUAUUCCUGAAACAGAACUGAGGCGAGCAACUAUCCCAAUCUUCUUUGACAUGAUGCAGUGUGAAUACUUGCAGCCAGUGCCUAACUCAAGCCGCAUUCAAGGCAACUUUCAUGAAGUGGAGAAUGAGAUGAUAACACAGCUGGAUGCUUUGGUGGAAGGUGGCCGUGGAGAUGAACAAUAUCGAGAUCUCACAUAUGAAAUAUUGAUACAUCUUUCGGAGACUAGGGAUAUUGAGGGACUACGGGAACAAAGCAAAGCCUUUGUGGAAGUCAUCUGGAAGUUGCUGGAACGCCUGCUGGUCUACCGAAACAUUAUCCAGGAUGAGAUCAGGGAGCACCGUAUGAGCUGUAUUGUCAAUCUGCUGGAUUUCUAUCAUGACAUUAACCGCCAGGAGAUGUAUAUUCGUUACCUGCACAAACUGAGUGACCUUCAUCUUGACUGUGACAACUUUACUGAGGCUGCUUAUACACUGAUGCUAUAUGCCAAACUUCUGCAGUGGUCUGAUGAAGUCUUGCCCCCCAUGCUACAAAACAGUAACUUCCAAAAUGCUGACACACACAGAGAACUGAAAGAACGGCUAUAUUACAAGAUUAUUAGCUACUUUGAACAAGGAAAGAUGUGGGAAAAAGGCAUUGAGCUGUGUGAUGAGCUGGCUCAGCAAUACAAAGAAGAGCUCUUCAAUUACAGAAACCUCAGCAAAAUCUUGAAAAAGGAAGCUGAGUUGUAUGAUCGAAUCUUGGCAGAAAACACACGCCCUAUUCCUGAAUAUUUUCGUGUGGGUUACUAUGGCCAGGGCUUUCCUUCAUUCUUGCAGAACAAGCUAUUCAUUUACAGAGGAAAAGAAUAUGAACGGCUUGCUGACUUCAAUGCUAGAAUGCAGAUCCUUUUCCCUAAUGCUGAGCUGAUGAAGACUCUUGACCCACCUAGUGAGGAAAUCCUCAGCUCUAGAAAGCAAUACUUGCAGAUCAACAGUGUGACUCCUGUUAUGAAUCUUCGACCACAUUUUGAAGGCAAAGCAAUCAGCAGUCAGAUUCUCAGCUACUACCGUGUCAAUGAAGUGCAGCAUUUCACAUACUCUAGACGAAUUGAUGAGAGCGUCAGUGAUGUAACAAAAAUGUGGUUGGAGAGGACCAACAUGACCACAACAUACCCACUUCCUGGGAUUGUAGGAUGGUAUCCUGUCAUGUCCACAGAAACAGUGCCUGUCAGUCCAAUCGAGUAUGCCAUAGAGAAUGUUGAGGAAAAGAACAAGCAGCUUGCCUCUGCCAUAGAACAACAUCACCACAAUCCAAACUUGGACAUCAAGAACCUGGGUAUGCUCCUCAAUGGCUCAGUGGACCCUGCUGUACAGGGUGGAUUUGCCAAUUUCAAGGACUUUUACAUUGGUGUAGAUUACAAGCCUGAGGAUCAGGAACGUCUAAAGGCACUGACCGUUGAGCAGGUGGUGUUGCUGAGGGAAGGACUCAUGGUGCAUAAACAGAAAGCUUCAGAAGAUCUGAAACCAUUCCAUUCCCACUUGGAACAGCGCUUCAGCCAAAUGUGCAACAAAAUGGAACAAGAAUAUGGGAUCAGGGUUGCAGACAAAGGGUUUGUCAGUGGCAGUGCCACAUUACGUAGGAACCAGUCCCUUCCCAGUACCUCUUCCAAUCGCCGCAGUGAUGGCUCAAUCUGCAGUGUGCAUAUGCCCUCUGAUCCGAAGAGGAUAAAACAAAGGAGAAUACAACCAGGUUCCAUGACUACACCACGUAAUAGCACCACCUCUCGAACCCAGUCUGUAUGGGUCAAGGACAGGUCUAUGUCAGCACCUCAGGUCAACAAGCCUCAGUCAAAGGUCAGCCUGAGCAACAUAAAAAAGCGUGUGUCACAGGUCACGGAACAACUGAGUGGUGACUCCAGCCAACGCAACUCCUGCGAGCUCAUUGAAUUGAACGAGCAGCUGACCCCACGCAGACCUCCCAGACCUGAUUCCGAGCGCCGGCCAAGCCGACCACCAAGUGGCUUGUCACUUCCUCCACUGGGGAGCAAAACUAACAGUGUCAGCAGUCUGGCUUCCUCUGAGAGUACAGUAACUUCCACCUCCAACCGACUUUCAGAUGCCAGUGAACCAGACUCCACCGAUGAACAGCCACCACCAAUUCCAGAGAAGCAAGCUUAUGCUGACUACAGUAACAUGAAUCCCAGUGACCCACCGCCUGUGCCUCGCCGUACCUCCACAGUCUCCACACACCGCCAGAAGCCUUUGCCUCCUGUUCCUGCCGAGGAACCUCCUCCGCCGCCUGUACCCCGCAAGAUGAGCUUUCCACCUUCUUGACCUUACAAGUUAACCUAACAGUGGCCUUGACCUCAGGCUGAUUUCUGAUCACCUUGACCAUUGACUUCCUCAUGGUCAGUGGUCUUGGGUGAAGUUUACCCUAGGCAGACAGUCACCGCAUACCUUGCAUGAGACACUCACUGGUGCUGCAUGAAGGAUGAAGUUGGCGUAUGCACAAUACAGAGUCAGCUACAUCAUCCUACCAUUGCAAGAGAUGCAACAUGCUCGCUCGACUCUUCUGCUUCUGGCACUCUAGUUACCUUUUGUAAGAUACAUUAUCAGCACCAUAAUGGCAUAUUAAGCAUGCAUGUUUUCCCUGUUGUAAAGCUCAAGACGAAUGAGAUUUCUCAGCCAAGUCUUGCAACUUGAUGGCUGUAUUUCUCAUGCUAUUAUACCUUGCCUUCAUUCUUAUUCAUUGUAACAAUUUCAUUCUCAUCUGGAAAAAAAAAUUGGAGUUUUCGAAGGUUAAAGGGAAUGGCACCUUAAAAGAAGAAGAAAGUUGUGUUUGGCGAUUUAAAUAAGUGGUGGGGGAGGGAGGGCCAUCUUUGAAGUGUGCUUUAAUAUAGGAACAGCUACUAACAAAAUACAUUUCCUGAUUUUCAUGUUUUGGAAAAUUAAUGAAGAAGGAAGGGGUUUACUGAAUUGUAGGUGGAACUUCAGCGUGGAAAACCAGGUUAAGUUACAUGUGUUGGGGAAUCCUUGCAAUGGAGAUUUCAAUUUUCAUAUAUUUAUCUUGCAUGUUGUAUAUUUUGUGCCGUAAUAUAUCUGUCUGCCCAUGUACCCUUUUCCUUUUUUAUUUUGUUUUGUUAUUGUCUUACACAUUGUGGAUAUUCAACACAACAUUACUUCUCUGGCUUUCAAAGCAUCAUUGUACUUCCUAGUCAUUGAAGAGAAAGUGCAGCUCAUGUCCUAUGAUUUGUACCAGGAGCAGCUUCUAGUUGGGCAGCAUGUCACCCACAUAACGAACUCCACAUGGGAGAUGUCAAACUGAGUGUGGAUUUUGAACAUUUACAAACAUUGAGUCAAUGAAUCUGAAGAUUUUUUUAAAUGAAAUCACCUUUUCCACCAUAUUUAAGAUUCUUGACUGAUGACAUGCAUUGCCAUCAAUACUUUUUUUUCUGUUCCCAACCCCCAUCUUUCAAAGGGCUUUAGAUAAAAAAUAUUUUUAAAAACUGAUAAAACGUAUUAUUGUCCGGUGCAGAGGACCUAGAAGGUUCUCUGACAGUAACUAAGCGUUCCAGUGAUGGUGAGAACCUUGACAGUAUGGGAUUCUUUGGGGUCUGAGGAUACAUUCAUUUAUCCCUCCCCCAAAAAAUAAAAUUUAAGCACAUCUUUCUGACCUACACCAUUAUUUCUCAACAUUCAAAAUCAUUUGUCAGUUAAGUUAUUGCUUUGAAAGAAUUAUGUCAAUUGUUUUUCCCCUUGAAACAGCUUUCAUGUGAUUUUGGUGCUAAAAUGAUUUGCAUUACCACAAUGUAAUUAGAUGGAAACAAUAGAUCUUGUGUCAGCAGGGAUCAAAGGAUGAACACAGCUGUUUGCGUCUGUUACAUUUGGAAGAAAUGUUAAUAUUUUUCAUUCCCACAAAAGAAUGUUCAUUUUUGAACAAAAUACUAGCAUCUGCAUGUUUCAGUGGACUAAAAAAUGUCUUUGAAAGAACAGUGUAACAGGAGCUGAAAUUUACUAGGCAUAAAGAUUGGUAAGAGGAAUUGUGUUGGCUUCUUCAUCAAAACCAAUGGACUCUUUAACAUUAAGAUAGUGGUUUUUUGACUAAAUUGUUUGAAUAAUAAAUUCUGGACAAAAUAAUUGCUCAGAUCUGUAGGAACUUUGUGAUAUUUUUUAUCUGGAAUGUAAUCUCAGAAAGCCUUUGUCUGACAUGAAAGCUUCUGUUCUCUUGAUGGACAGCAAACUCGGAUCUCUUCUCUGAGACAGUCACUUCUAGUCUAAGGUUUGUCUUUUUUUACAUUUAUGUGCAAGACAUUUUGGGUUGAAAAAGAAUAGUGAGACAUAGUCAUCAUCAGGCAAUUACUAUGUAAGGUUGAACCAAAAUUGCCUGUGGACUUUUUCAACCCUGUGAUGACAAACCAUUAAAUAUCAAAAAGGGACUCUCAGUGCUUUAAUGUAAUAAUGCCUGAUUAUUUCUCAUAGAUGUUUUUACAAUUUAGUGUACUAGUGGCUUUUAGACAAACGUUUUUGAUGUAAUUUUCGGGGAGGGUAGAAGCAAUUGUGCUUUUAAGUUUAGUAGUGAUGUCAUUGGUAAUUUGCAGAUAAAAGACUACAUAUUUUGGAUUUUCCCAACAGAGAUCAGAAAGUAAUCUGAUACUGUUGGGUAUUUUAUUUUUGUACAAAGUUUUGGAUACUUUUAUACUAGUUUUGUGUUUUGUUCCCUAUUUCUGGUUAGGUGUGAAACAUAAAAUGUCCUUUGAUUUUAACAUGCUUUGUGGUAAAAAUUCAAGAUUUUUCUUGAUCAUAAGGAAGUACUGUUUCUUGAUAUUUCUUUGUAAUGACUUUUUUCCCAACUAUAGCCACAGCACAAAGCAUUUUUGUAAGUCAGUUGCAUUAUGUGAGUCAUUUGCCAAACAAUUUAUCAUUGAGGUAAUUAAGAAGCACGGAUUACAUGUUGUAUGUUGUCCUGACUUCAUAUAUUAAUCUGUUGCAUGUUGGGGACAAAGAAUAUAUUUGCAUGUACCAUUUUUGCCGGACACAGUAUUUGGUGGCAGGGACCAAGUUAGAAACAGGGACAAGAUAAAAGGCAUGUCUGUGGUAGGAUGUUUUAUUGAGAGUGCCUCAAGGAGGCAGAUCAGCAGGAAUUCACAUGUAGCAGUCACGUUUCUUAAUGAGCUCCACUCAAAAACAUGGGUCAAAAGCUGGUGUAGUCUGAUGAAGCCAAGUUAUCAGUAUUGUGUACCUGCUGUAGGCCUGCGUUGUAUACAGUUUUGAAUGUAAAGCACUCUACACCUUUGUGUUCAUUAAAACGCAGAGUGAGGAUUUACUGUACUGAAGCAUAUUUACGAGAAGGUGGGAGCUCAUCAACAUCACAUAUUGCCAAGAGGGAGAGGGUCUGCAUGAUGUCCUGUUUAGGUUAGUAGUUAAAGGCAGUAGUGAGUGCCUAAUAUACUUGGGAAGGUAAAAUGCUAUACCUUACACAUGGCAAACCAUUUAAAAUUCAUCUAAGGCUCCAUAAUCCUAUGACUGUAGGACCAAUGAAUGAGUUAAUGAUCUGUAUGUCUUCUUAAACCAAGCAUUAUUGCACACAAGAACAAUAGCUAGUUCUGCAGCUUGCAUUAUUCACUGAUAAAAUUGAUGGUUUUAUUGGUUUAUUUAGCUCAUGGCAGAAAGUAUUCGAGAGGAAGUUGUAGAAAUAUGCCAGUGUAACCAUCUCAUUGCCUUAGAAGAAAACAACUGAUGGUUCCAGGAAGACAUCUAGUCCCUAACCAAAUACUUGUCAUUUAGUUGUCACAUUGUUCCUGUCUUUUCGGGUGCUUUUUUGAUGGAUUUGAAAGUUUAUCUUGUUCUAGAAGUUGUGGAGGAGGGUUGAUCAUCAGGCAGGCCUGUAAAGUCACAGCAAUAUAACAUGUACCCAUUGCUUUGUCCUAAACAUCUUGUACAGUGAAUAUGUAUUUGUGUACUUAAAAGUAGCUUUAGUUGUAAUGCUUAUUUAACAGAUUUAGAAAUGGAUCAAAUGGCUGGCACAAUAAAACAAAGCGAGGAUUAAAUAAUAUUGGUAGCAUAAUAAAUUCACUUGGUUCAUCUUUUU